AUGGAUAAAGCCCACUGCGACGAAAAUAGAAGUCACCAGGAUAAUUGUGAUGAUCGUACGGGAGAUGUAUCGAAGAAGAGCUUUGAAUGGUUUCACAACAUUAGAUCAUAUGUAGCUUUACUUUUUACUUUGAUUGUUGUGGAAAGCGCUAUGUUUGCUUAUAUAGCGUCUGUCCUCACAACGCUUGAACGACGAUAUAGUUUCACCUUUCAGCAAGUAGGAAUUUUGAUAACUUCCAGUCAAGUGAGUACAUUGGUUUGCACCCCAUUCGUUGCCUAUUUUCUGGGCGGACCAAACCAUCACAGACCUCGAUGGGUGGCAGUGGGAACAUUGCUAUCAUGCCUUGGUAUCAUGUUGUGUGUACUACCUCAGUUCUUGUCCGAACCAUACGCAUAUGACCAAGCCAGCAACAACACUGAUGGUGAGAUUGGCUUGUGUUCAACUGCUGCAAGAGAAAGUCAAGAGUUAAACGAAGAUGACAUUGAACAGCCACAAGAAGGUCGUAUGGCAUUUAAUCUGUAUUUCCUGGGACGUAUGAUUUCUGGGAUUGGAGGGACGUUUUACAGUACCCUGGGUUAUUCUUAUGUUGACGACUUUUCGGGCAAAAAAUCAGCAUUUCAUAUAGAAUUACUGGUCAAUGCAUGGAACAUGCUGAAAAAUCCUAUUUUUAUAUUGACUGUGCUUGCCUAUGCUAUCAACAAUCCAGUAGGCUUCGUAAUAUUCUUGCCAAAGUACUUCCAAAAAGAUCUUGGUUUCACAUUUAGUACUGGGAACCUAAUAAUAGGUUUUCUUUGGCUGUUUCCCAACUUUCCCGCUUGCCUUGUUUGUGGAUACAUUAUCAAGCGACUGAAAUUAAAGCUGAUUGGGUUGAUGAAAUGUUGCAUAAUAUUAGUUGGCGUCAUCGUUGUAUCUAAUGGUCUAGCCAUGGUGUUUCCGUGUGAAGGCCCUUAUUUGGAAAGAAGCAGGGAUAGCAGUCUAAUCACAGAAUGUAAUACAGACUGUGACUGCAAAUUAGAUCAUUACCAACCUGUUUGUGGUUCAAAUAGUCUCAAUUAUUACUCGCCGUGUUAUGCAGGAUGUUCAGAAAGUAUUGGUCCUAAGAAUUACACCAUGUGUUCAUGUAUUGAUGACAUUAACUUGGAAAGCACAUUUGCUUCCGAUGAGCUAUGUAUCGAACCAAAAUGUAACUAUAUUGCCGGAUUCAUGUUUUUUAUGGCAGUAUUCGCAAUAGCUAAUGCUACAAUUAGUCUUCCAGUUACUAUGGUUACCUUAAGGUGUGUUGACGAAAACAAGAAGUCAUAUUCUCUUGGAAUGAAGAACACAAUUCGUAACCUUUUGUUGAUUCCAUACAGCAUUGUAGCUGGAAAACUCAUCGACUCAACAUGUAUACUGUGGCGCGAGGAAGGAGGUGAACGUGGUGCAUGCGCACAAUAUGACAAUUACCUCUUCCGGGUGGUAUUCCUUGGAGCAAGCUGUGCCCUGAGUGGUGUGUCAUUCAUCAUGUUUUGUUUUACUUUGUUCCUCCUUAAACGCCGACAACAUGAUGAGGAAUAUGAUGUUCAAAUAGGAAUGACAACAUUCAUGUGGCUGUUUCCGGAAUUCCCCGUGAAUAUUGCCUUGGGAUACUUUAUCAAAUGGAAGAAACUGAAAUUGACCGGCUUGACUAAAUGUUGCAUAAUUAUCGUUUGUGGUCUAAUUGUAUUAAAUGGUCUUGCAUUAUUCUUACCUUGUGAAGGGCCUUAUCUUGUCGGAAGCAGGUGUGUUGAUGAGGGCAAGAAGUCAUUUGCAAUUGGAAUUAAAACCAUCAUAGGCUCACUAAGUAAGUUGGGUUUUUGUAUUCUCCCUUCCAAUCAAGGAAUUCCAAAGCAUCCCGGCAUUCUGCUAUAG
This is a messenger RNA of Saccoglossus kowalevskii, 1887 nucleotides long. Its product is annotated as solute carrier organic anion transporter family member 3A1-like. NCBI's taxonomy places the organism in Eukaryota, Metazoa, Hemichordata, Enteropneusta, Harrimaniidae. The record is from RefSeq and is a predicted model, not a curated record. Gene Ontology annotation, cellular component: basolateral plasma membrane. Gene Ontology annotation, biological process: sodium-independent organic anion transport; transmembrane transport.